AAGGCUUGUAACCUUUCAAUAUGCUUUGUCUUAUACAUGAAUGCAGCAAAGACAUGUUCCAUAUUCGUCUUUCUAUAGCCUAAUAUUACAGCUCUUUGUACCUUAUUUCUAAUCCUAAAAAAAAUGAUCUACCAGUUGAACCUCCCCGUGCCAGUCUGAUGUACCCACAUUCCAAAGAAGUGGACCAUUUCAUUCACAUCUAUAUAUAACACAGAGGGCACAAGCUGGCUGAAGAAUACUAAAGAAAGUAGACGUCCAGAGAAGUCCAGGAUUUCAUAUGCCAGCAAAGAUGGAGGACCCAAUACAGUUUAAGGAGGAUGGAAACAAAUAUUUCAAAGCGAAUGAUUAUGUCAAUGCCAUUGACUGUUAUAACAAAGCAAUAAAGCUUUUAAAAGAUAAGAAUAUGUUGGCAGUUCUGUACCGUAAUCGAUCAGCUUGCCACCUUAAAAAGGAAAACUAUGUUCAAGCAGCUUCAGAUGCCUCUAAAGCCAUUGAUGUGGAUGGAUCAGAUAUAAAAGCUCUAUUCAGACGUUGUCAAGCCCUGGAAAAACUAGGGAAAUUGGACCAAGCAUUCAAGGAUGUUCAGAGAUGUGCAACACUUGAGCCAAAGAACCAAACAUUCCAAGAGACUCUACGCAGAAUAGGCGCUGAUAUCCAUCAAAAGCUUCAUGUACAAUUUUCCACUGACUCUCGGGUACAAAAGAUGUUUGACAUCCUGCUGGACCCUACUUGUGAAAAAGAGAAGAGGGAAAAGGCUGCCAACAAUCUCAUAGUUCUGGGCAGAGAGGAAGCUGGCGCCGAAAGGAUUUUCCAAAGCAAUGGGUUACAUCUUCUUAUGAAGCUAGUGGAGACUAAAGAUCCAGAGCUGAUCCUCUCUGCAGUGAGAACCCUGGCUGGGAUGUGCACUGGGCAUAGAGCACGGGCUACUGCUAUCCUGCAUCUUGUGCGCUUUGAGAGAAUCUGCCGCAUUAUGGCUGUGGACAAUGAAGAAAUUGCUCUAGCAACAUGCAAUCUUAUACAGGCUAUUGUGGACUCCCUUACUAAAGAGGAUCGGAGAGAUCAUGGCAAGGAGGAGGCUCUUGUAUUAGAUACGAAGAAGGACCUCCGAAUGAUCACCACGCAUUUGUUGGAUAUGCUUGUUAAUGAGAGUGUUUCCGGACAUGGCAGAGAUCAAGCUCUAAACCUUCUUAACAAAAACAUCCCUAGAUAUGACCUGAAGAAUAAGGACAACACCAAGACUCUCUUUGUAGUUGAUACAGGCUUAAAGAAGAUUCUUAAGGUCCUAAGUCAGAUUCCUGAAUUGCCCAAAUGCCUUCCUUUGACACCCAACACCAGGUUAACUGCUUCAAUCCUUCUAAAUAAACUCUAUGAUGAUCUACGUUGUGAUCCAGAGAGAGAUAACUUCAGAGAAAUCUGUGAGGAGUUUAUAACUAAACAGUUUGAUCCAAAAGAUAUGGUGAAGAACCUGCAUGCCAUACAGACUGUCUCAGGGAUCCUGCAGGGGCCAUUUGACUUGGGAAACAAACUCUUAGGAUUGCAGGGGGUUAUGGAAAUGAUGGUAGCAUUGACUGGCUCCGAAAAUGAGAUAGACCAACUUGUUGCAGUGGAAGCUCUUAUUCAUGCCUCUACAAAACUCAGUCGUGCUACAUUCAUUAUAACAAAUGGAGUGUCCUUGUUAAAAGAGAUCUACAAGAAAACAAAAAAUGAAAAGAUAAAGAUCCGUGCUUUGGUGGGUCUUUGCAAACUGGGAUCCGCUGGAGGUACAGACUAUGCUUUGAGACAAUUUGCUGAAGGAUCUACUGAUAAACUUGCCAAACAAUGCAGAAAAUGGCUGUGUAACCCAAGCAUUGACAUACAGACUAGAAAGUGGGCAGUGGAAGGGCUGGCAUAUCUGACGUUAGAUGCUGAUGUAAAAGAUGAAUUUGUUGACGAUGAACAAGCUAUGCAAGCCAUGUUUGAGUUGUCAAAGACAAGUGAUAAAACUAUUCUGUAUUCUGUGGCUUCAACUCUGGUCAACUGCACAAACAGCUAUGAUGUGAAGGACGUCAUUCCAGAGCUCGUCCAGCUGGCUAAGUUUUCCAAGCAGCAUGUUCCAGAACAACAUCCGAAGGAUAAGAAAGACUUUGUGACAAAACGUGUAAAGAGACUGCUAAAGGCUGGUGUCAUCUCAGCUUUAUCCUGCAUGUUGAAAGCAGAUAAUGCCAUACUUACAGACCAAACCAAGGAACAGCUAGCUAGGGUUUUCUUAGCGUUGUGUGAAGAUCCACAGGACAGAGGAAUAAUUGUUGCACAAGGAGGAGGCAAGUCCAUGAUUCCUCUAGCCCUGGAAGGAACAGAAGCAGGGAAAACAAAAGCAGCUCAUGGUCUGGCUAAAAUAGCCGCUGUAUCAAACCCGGACAUUGCAUUCCCUGGAGAGCGGGUAUAUGAAGUAGUGCGUCCUCUGGUUAGUCUCCUGAACACAGAAAAAGAUGGUUUACAGAACUUUGAAGCACUCCUUAGUCUGACCAACCUCGCUGGGAAGAGCGACAAAUUAAGACAAAAAAUUAUUAAGGAGAAGGCUCUCCCUGAGAUUGAGAAUUACAUGUUUGAGAAUCAUGAACAGAUUCGACAAGCUGCCACUGAAUGCUUAUGCAACUUAGCGGUAAAUAAAGAGGUUCAGGAAAGGUUUACGGCUGAUGGAAAUGAUCGCUUAAAACUGGUGAUAUUGCUUUGUGGAGAAGAGGAUGAGGUUAAACUACAAAGAGCAGCAGCUGGAAGUCUUGCCAUUCUGACUGGUGCCCAGAAGAAGCUGUGUCAUAAAAUGACUGAAGUGACAACACAGUGGAUGGAGAUCCUGCAGCGCCUUUGUCUGCAUGAGGACUUGCAGGUUCAGCAUCGAGGAGUUGUGAUUGCCUAUAACCUCAUCUCUGCAGAUAAAGAGCUGGCAAAGAAAUUGGUAGAAUCAGAGACAUUGGAGAUUUUAACAGUCAUUGGAAAACAGGAGAGCAAUCCCAGCAAACAGCAUAUCAUAGAUGUGGCCAGAGAAGCCCUUGUUAAAUGUUUAGAUUAUGGGUUGAUCAAGCCUGUGUCAUGAAUAUAAAAGUGUGUUAUGAAACUUAUCAAGUGUGUCAAAGGUGCAUUCCCUUUACAUGUAGGGAUGUAGUGAUGUGUGUUAAAAUAAAAUGGAAAGUCCCACCAAUUAAAGACUCCCACCUCUUCACACAAUCCAAUCAAAAUAAAACAUCCACUAGAACCAUCAAGAGAUCUCUGUUCCAUAACUUUUUUCCAUUUCUCUCCUUUUACUCUUGAGAAAGGGAGGAAUUUUACUAAGUUCCUGAAACUCACCUUCCAGUCUUGAAACUUUGGUAUCAGAAAUCCUCACCAUAGAAGAACAAAACACUAUCCAGGACUUCAGUUCCAGAUUGUUUUUUGCAUCAUAUUUUGUAGUUUACACUUAAGGUGGACAUCAGGAAACCACCCAAUGUACGCAAUUUUAAAGGCUUCCAUUGCAAGAGAGGUGGCCGAAAGAGUGUCCUUUUGUCUUCUGUCUGACAGGUAUAUGCCAGCUUAACAUAUAAGUCAUAAAAGUUUCAAUAGCUUUUCAUGACUUAUCUGUUAAAUGAAUUUCAUUAUAGGCAAUGCGUAAUAAAUGCAUCAUACAGAUAGCUAACUGUGGCAUCCAUCACCGACAGACUAUUUUGGCUUCUGUUUAAUGGAUAUGUAACAAAGAGCCAUUGAAAAGAUUGUUAUGUGUAAGCUGAAUGGAUGCCAUUAAAGCCUACAGGUUGCAAUAUACAUUUCCUGGAAAAAAUUAACGAACAGUCUUAUUGGUUGAACUAUGCAAGAACAACAUAUUUUACAUGAGAAGACAUGAGGUCCCUUCACCUUCAUUCUUUGUUCAUUUUACAAUUGUAGCUUUUAUUUGGGGCCAAAGCCUCUCCUUCCCUUCUGUUUCCCUUUUUGUCAAUUUUCUUAUUUUACUUUAUUUAUUGAGUGUUAAUUACUUUGAAACAAAUGGGUUUAGAUUUUCUAACACCAUCUUCUUAUUUUGAAUAGAUACUUAAGCUAAUAGUACUUCUUUCAUACUGAAGUUCUCUAACUUUCGAAAUGCCCAAUUUUGUAGUACUGAAACUAUGAGAAUAUGAUAAUUCUUAAUUGUUUGCUCCUCAUUUUAAAUCCAAUAAAAGUAUUGAAAAAAACAAGAAAAGUAAA
This is a messenger RNA of Hyla sarda, 4191 nucleotides long. RefSeq names its product unc-45 myosin chaperone B (gene UNC45B). The coding region runs from base 278 to 3073 and encodes 931 amino acids. The record is from RefSeq and is a predicted model, not a curated record. Lineage: Eukaryota; Metazoa; Chordata; Amphibia; Anura; Hylidae. The transcript is spliced from 20 exons. Gene Ontology annotation, molecular function: Hsp90 protein binding.